AUUGUUUUUAAAGACAUUUUAUUGAAAGAUUAAGUAUACUAAUUUAUCCAUGAAGUAUAAGUGUGAAAUGUAGGGGGGUAGUUGAGUGUUAUACAUCAGAAGGUAAAACUAUAGAAGUAGAGAGGUUCUGUUUUUGCCGUUGUUUCAUCCAUCUGUAAAACUAGGUGUAAUUGAGAAAAUUAUGGAGUUGUGUGCGAAUACAUCAAAACCACCACUUCCUGCUCUCUUUCUAUUGAAUGCCUUGAAAAAGCAGCCAUCUGUUAAAUGGGGCUCAGAGACUGUUUUACGAUCUAACGGGUUGUCCCUGAAAUCUGACUUCACAAUAGUGAGGUAUCUGGCACUUUCUGACAAAGAGGGAAAGUGGUUUGGCAGUCAUGUUUUAGACGAAAGCGAAGUGAACCACUGGGUCUCUUUUAGCAUUGGCCCACUUUCUUAUCCUGAUGAGUUUCAGGAUGCUGUAGCUUAUCUUGAUCAUAAGCUUAAACCAUUGACCUACUUCGUUGCUAACCAACUUACAUUAGCUGAUAUUGCAGUCUUUUCUCAGCUGCUUUGCAGCAGUAAUUGGCACAAUAUGGUUAAAGAAAACAAAUCGCCCCCAAAUCUAAUAAGGUGGUUUAAUCUGAUCAGUAAUACUGAAUUUGUGAAAAAGACGAUUGCAAAUUUGCCAGAUUCUAUUCAACUUAUACAAAAGGAGAUAAGCGGAAGAAAAGAAGAGGGGAAAUUUGUCGACUUACCAAAUGCUGAAAUGGGAAAAGUAAUUGUAAGAUUUCCCCCAGAAGCAAGUGGCUAUUUGCAUAUUGGACAUGCAAAAGCCGCUCUUCUGAAUCAGUAUUAUAAAGAAGCUUUCAAUGGUAAACUUAUUAUGAGAUUUGAUGAUACCAACCCUGCCAAGGAAAAAGUAGAUUUUGAAAAGGUCAUUUUAGAAGAUUUAAAACUUUUAAAAAUAUCUUAUGAUAUUUUUUCACAUACUUCGAACUACUUUGAUGUUAUGUUGGAGAUGUGCGAGAGACUACUUAAACAAGGCAAAGCAUAUGUAGACGACACAGAUCCUGAAGUGAUGAAAACAGAAAGAGAGCAAAAGGUUACGUCUAAAAAUUGGGCCAACUCUGUUCAAAAGAACUUUGAGAUGUGGCAGGAAAUGUUGAAAGGCACUGCAUAUGGGCAGAAAUGUUGUGUCAGGGCUAAAAUUGAUAUGAAUUCUCUAAAUGGAUGCAUGAGAGACCCUACUAUAUACAGAUGCAAAAAUGAACCUCAUCCCAAAACCGGUAAUAAAUACAAAGUGUACCCGACUUACGAUUUUGCCUGUCCCAUAGUGGAUAGCAUCGAAGGAGUCACCCAUUGCCUUAGAACAAUGGAGUAUCAUGACAGAGAUGAACAGUUUUAUUGGUUUAUCGAUGCCCUAGGUUUACGAAAACCAUACAUUUGGGAAUAUUCUCGUUUGAACAUGGUGAAUACCGUUCUUUCCAAAAGAAAACUUACCUGGAUUGUGGACAACAAAUACGUUACCGGGUGGGAUGAUCCUCGAAUGCCGACUGUCAGGGGAAUUAUAAGAAGAGGUAUGACAGUAGAAGGGUUAAAACAAUUUAUAAUUUCACAAGGGUCAUCACGUUCAGUAGUAGUAAUGGAAUGGGAUAAAAUUUGGGCAAUUAACAAGAAAGUAAUUGAUCCGAUUGCGCCACGGUAUACAGCAGUUAGUAAGGACAAUCAUGUUGUUGUCCAUGUUGAAGGUGUUAAAGAAGAAUUUCUAAAAGUUGCAAAACACCCUAAAAAUCCUGCUGUAGGGGAAAAAAUGGUUUUGGUCGGGCCAGAAGUCAUUGUUGAUAAAGCUGACGCUGAAGUUUUUAAAGAAGGAGAAAACGUGACCUUUAUCAACUGGGGAAACAUCUUAAUUAAAAAAGUUGUCAGGCAAAAUGGAGAAGUCACAGAAGUUAAAGCAGUAUCUAACUUGGAGGAUAAAAAUUUUAAAAAAACUCUUAAAAUAACUUGGUUAGCAAAAUCUGCUAAAGCAUCUUUAAUUCCAUGUUAUUGCCUUUACUUCGACAACAUUAUCAGUAAACCGAUUCUUGGAAAAGAUGAAGACUUUAAAGAUUAUAUAAGCAAAGAUACUAUGACUGUAGUUGAAACCUAUGUAGAUCCAGAUCUGGCAAGCUUGAAACAAUCUGAUAUAAUACAACUACAAAGAAAAGGAUUUUUUAUCUGCGAUAGAAAGUAUCAUCCUCUGAAUGAAUACACUGGGGAAGAUUGCCCCCUGGCACUUAUUGCAAUCCCUGAUGGCCAUACAAAAGAAAUGCCAACUGCUUCUGCUGCUAUGAAGACUGCAGUAAAAGCGCCGACUCCUGCUCCUGCCACCCUAGAUUCGAAAGAAUUAUCAGAUCAAAUUACAUCACUCGGUAAUAAAAUUAGGGAAAUGAAAGCUUCAAAAGCUAGUAAAGAUGAUGUAAGCAAGGAAGUCAAAUUACUUGUAGAGUUGAAAGCUUCCUAUAAACAUGCAACGGGGCAUGACUGGAAGCCGAUAAAUGUGACCCAAGGGACCACAGAUUCGAGUUCAGCAGUAGCUAGCAACCAAGUUGAAGAGCUUACAAAGAAAGUAAAGGAGCAAGGUGAUGUUGUUAGAGAACUAAAAGCAAAAAAAUCACCAAAAAGUGAAAUUGAUGCAGCUGUUAGCAAACUUCUAUCAUUAAAAGGAGAAUACAAGCAACUGACAGGAAAUGAUUUUCCUGUAGAAGCCCGACAGACUAAAAGUGCAAAUAAAGAGAAAAACGAACCUAAGAUUCAACCGUCUUUGGCCUCAGUUGAAUCAGAACAAUUGAACGAAAAAAUUACUCAGGUUGGUAAUAAAAUAAGGGAAAUGAAAAGUGCAAAGGCUAGUAAAGAGGAUAUAACCAAAGAAGUGAACCAACUUUUGCAGUUGAAAGCAUCUUUCAAAGUUUUAACAGGAGUUGAAUGGAAACCAGUUGAAAAAAAGACUGUACCUCAAUCUUCAUCUCAAAAUAAUCAAAUAACAGAGCUGACAAAUAAAAUCAAAGAGCAAGGUAAUCUAGUGAAAGCAUUGAAAUCAAAAAGUGCUCCAAAAGAAGAAAUAACUGCUGCAAAUAUUCUUUUAUCGCUAAAAGGAGAAUAUAAGCAGUUGACUGGGAAUGAUUAUCCUACAGACGAUCAGUUAAAAGAUUUAGUCACAGAAAAGGAAGGGUCCAAAAAUAAGGAAACCAGCGAACAAACUACUGAAUCGGUAAAACUUUCAGACAAAAUUACUCAAGUGGGAAAUAAAAUUCGAGAAAUGAAGGCUCAUAAAGCUGAUAAGGAAGAAAUAGGUAAAGAAGUGAAACAGCUUUUAGAAUUGAAAGCGUCAUACAAACAAUUAACAGGUCAAGAGUGGAAUCCAGCGACUGCAAAACAAGAAACUAAACCUAAACCACAAUCUCAACCUCAAACGCAAACUACCAAAGAAGAAAACAAUCAAGUAGCAGAAUUAACAAAGAAAAUUAAAGAACAAGGUGAUACUGUUAGAGCUUUAAAAUCAACCAACUCUCCAAAAGAUGAGGUAAACAGUGCAGUUAAUACAUUAUUGUCUCUAAAAGCUGAGUACAAACAACUGACUGGCAAUGAUUUUCCUGUAGAAAGUCGGCAGAAUAAAAGUUCAAAUAAAGGAAAGAAUGAAUCUCGGAAUGCCAAAUCCAAAGUUGAGCAAAAGAAAGAAACAGACAGUGCAGUGAAAAAAGUAACAAGAUUAGGACUGGAAGCUGAAAAAGAAACAAAUUUGCCUGAAUGGUAUUCCCAGGUGUUAGUUAAAGGUGAAAUGAUCGAAUAUUAUGAUGUUAGUGGUUGUUACAUUUUGAGACCUUGGUCAUUUUCAAUUUGGGAAAAUAUCAAGAAUUGGUUGGAUGUUGAAAUUAAAAAAUUGGGAGUUAAGAAUUGUUACUUUCCUAUAUUUGUUUCAAGAAGCGUGUUAGAAAAAGAGAAAACGCACAUUUCUGAUUUUGCCCCGGAAGUAGCUUGGGUGACUAAAUCUGGCGAUAGUGACCUGGCUGAACCGAUUGCUGUUAGACCAACCAGUGAAACAGUUAUGUACCCGGCCUACGCUAAAUGGAUUCAGUCGUACAGAGAUUUACCUAUAAAGCUCAACCAGUGGAACAAUGUCGUACGGUGGGAGUUUAAGCAUCCACAACCAUUUUUGAGGACAAGAGAAUUCUUAUGGCAGGAAGGACAUACUGCUUUCGCGACAUACAAAGAAGCAGAAGAUGAAGUGUAUACAAUUUUGGAUCUGUAUGCAAAGGUGUACACCGAACUACUAGCAAUCCCAGUUGUAAAAGGGCGUAAAACAGAAAAAGAAAAGUUUGCUGGAGGAGACUAUACAUUGACAGUUGAAGCUUUUAUCUCAGCUAGUGGAAGGGCCAUUCAAGGUGGCACGUCACACCACUUAGGCCAUAAUUUCUCAAAGAUGUUCAGCAUUGUUUAUGAAGAUCCUGAAACCCAGGAAAAGAAAUUUGUGUACCAAAAUUCUUGGGGAAUUACGACUAGAACUAUUGGUGUUAUGAUAAUGGUUCAUGCAGACAACCAAGGAUUAGUACUUCCACCUCGAGUAGCCUCGCUUCAAGUAGUAAUCGUUCCCUGUGGAAUCACUGUCACUUUACCAGAAAGUGAUAAAAAUAAAUUAAUAGAAACAUGUGAGCAAUUGAAAUCUGAGUUGGUUAAUGCAGGAGUUAGAGCAGAAACUGACGUCAGAGAUAAUUAUUCUCCUGGGUGGAAAUUCAACCAUUGGGAAUUGAAAGGUGUACCUCUACGAAUUGAAAUUGGACCUAAGGACAUACAGAAAGCAGAAAUUGUUGCAGUCAGGCGAGAUACACUAGGCAAAACAUCAAUUCCUAUGAAAGAUGCAGUUUCAAGAAUUGCCUCUCUUUUGGAAACGAUACAGUCAGCUCUUCUUCAAAAGGCAACCGAUGACUUAAAUAACCACAUGGUAGUCUGCAAGGAUUGGAAAAGUUUCUGCGAACAUCUCGAUAACAACAACAUAAUUCAAGCUCCAUUCUGUGGGGAAAUUGAUUGUGAAGACAACAUCAAAACUGAUAGUGCGAGAAAUGAAGAUGUCGAUUCAAAUGCUCCAUCGAUGGGAGCGAAGAGUCUUUGCAUUCCUUUUACACCACUCUUACCACACUCUCCUGAAGAUAAAUGUGUCCAUCCAAAAUGUUCAAAGAAUUCAAAAUAUUAUACACUCUUUGGAAGAAGUUAUUAAAAGUGUAAUAAGAAAGAUCUUAUUUAAUUUAUAUAUUUAUUUUUAAACUUCCAAAUAAAUAAUAAUACAGUAUA
Molecule: messenger RNA, 5304 nt
Organism: Cimex lectularius (bed bug)
Lineage: Eukaryota; Metazoa; Arthropoda; Insecta; Hemiptera; Cimicidae
Gene: GluProRS
Product: bifunctional glutamate/proline--tRNA ligase
Exons: 2
Coding region: 182-5230 (1682 amino acids)
Biological process (GO): translation; glutamyl-tRNA aminoacylation; prolyl-tRNA aminoacylation
Cellular component (GO): cytoplasm; aminoacyl-tRNA synthetase multienzyme complex
Molecular function (GO): ATP binding; proline-tRNA ligase activity; glutamate-tRNA ligase activity
Source: RefSeq, a predicted model, not a curated record